Messenger RNA from Vanessa atalanta (red admiral), 2029 nucleotides. It is a transcript of the gene Vps16B, whose product is annotated as vacuolar protein sorting-associated protein 16B. Bases 94 to 1335 code for a protein of 413 amino acids. NCBI's taxonomy places the organism in Eukaryota, Metazoa, Arthropoda, Insecta, Lepidoptera, Nymphalidae. Gene Ontology annotation, biological process: vacuolar transport; intracellular protein transport. The transcript has 11 exons. Gene Ontology annotation, cellular component: cytoplasm. The record is from RefSeq and is a predicted model, not a curated record.
ACAAUUGAUGUAAUGUCUUGUUUAUUUACUUUUUUGUUAUUAUAUUAUUAAUCGGAGUUUUUUAUUAAAAUUUUCUAAUUAAUUCUCGCGAUAAUGGCUGACGAUGACUAUUGGAAUACUAGUGAAACUAAAACUAAAGCCUUUAGCUUUGACGAUGAUGUGUUAACUCCUCAAGAAAUCCUCGCUAUCGGUCAAAAGUCUUACCCAGGACAAUCGGAGAAUGUGUUCACUUCAACUGUUAGUAAUACUAAGACAACACUUUUACCACUGUCAAGUUUGGUUUCAUCGAAAGUUUUGGAUUUAAUUCUGUUAGCACAAUCUGGUAAAGAUCCGAAAGAUAAACCUGAACCAGAACAAACAGUGGCGGUGACAUUAAAGAGAUUAAUCCUGGGUCGAAGCUUCCUACUGCAUACCCACCGCAGCCUGAAAAGUAAAACUGAGUUACUGGAUGGGGCCGUAGCGAUUGGUGAUGGCAAUGCUAUUUUAACUGUGGUUCUCUUCUUAAUUCAAACGCUGAAUAAGAAGCUAGUAUAUGAGUUGCUAUCAUCACGGCCGUUAGCGUUGAAUCAUUAUAUCAGUUUCCUCCAAACAGAAGGAAAAAUCACAGACCUCACCGAUUUACUUACCAUGCUCGGAAGAAGCCCAGAAGCCGCGGUUUAUCAAUUCCAACAUAUAGUGAAUACGCAAGGGAACAGCGUCGAAGGAUUGUUGAGGAAACUAAAUAAUUUGUUAUCGAAUCAUUUCAAUCAACCCGGAGUUGACACUCAUCAGACUAAAAUGGUCACAGACUAUGUUAAAUUGUUAGAAUGGCAGAAAUGCGCUAACAAAACGGAACUGAACAACAAGUCAACCUUACAUUGCUUGUCGUAUUGUUGUACUCAUCAUUGGAACGAGGGGGCGGGGAAUAUGAUGUCACCGCUCACGCUUUGCCAACGACAACAGGUGACGCCAUUACAGUACGACUGGGUGGUUUUAAACGUUCACGCGAACUCGAACAAAUGGGACAUCGUCGAGUCUCUUUUCACGAAAAAAGACUGGCUCGGUCGUACAACGGUUUCGUCUCACAUACCGAUGGAGACGCUCCUAUCGAGACUGAGCGAACUGUCCGCCAGCAAGCAAAUGUUGGCAACUUGCCUCAACAAGAUACAGAAUUCAGAGGAUCGACUAAGAUUAGCGCAAAAAUAUAAGGUACAUUCCGUCGUGAUCGAAUCACUCGCAAAACAGAAGGACAGGUCGACUCUUACGAAUUACAAGAUGACCUUGAAUCCUCAGUCAGAGGAGUACAUCCUGGCCGAUAACACGCUCAGGGAUGCGUCGAUAAAGUGGAAAAAUUGAAAAUAAUCUCGAUCCUCGGUAGAAGAAUUGUGGUAUUUGGUCUAACUAAAGUUAUAUGUCAAACUUACAACGCUUAUAUAGUGGUUUAUUAAACUUUGAAUAUCUUGACCAACUUAAAGUAAAAUAUAGCUCGAUGUGGUUUUUUUUUUUCAAGCGAUAGUCCAAUUCGAAUUUAAUUGAUAAUUUAUGGCGCGUCGAAGAUCACCUGUAUAUUAAAUUAAAGUACAGUAUUACUAUGAAAUAAUAAUUAAGAGCGUUUAUGACGAAAUAGUCGUUUUCAUAACAUUAUUUUAAAGGCAUUGUGAGCUAAAUAUUUUUCAGUUACAUAAACAUAGAAUCAUUUACAAAAUCAUAGUCUCUUAUUAAUAGAAUCUAUUGACAAAAAAUCGUUACUGAUAUAUAUAUAUUUAUAUAUAAGCGCUCUUAAUAACCGCGUAACUCUCGAGUGAGGAGUUUAAUCUUGGUUCAGUCCAAUCAAAGGAAGCGCUUCAUUGUUUGUUCUGUAUCGCCUCGCUGCACUCUAGAGUGAGACGAAGAUGUUAUUCUGUUCUUAUCACUCCCUUAAUUAAUUGAGAUUAAUUAGAUAAUACUCCAUUCUUUGCAUUCAAAUGCAACAAAUAUUAUAUAUUAUCUAAUCUGUUCGCAAUAAAAGAUGUAAUCGUUUUAAUUAUAAUCAGUUGAAGUUAUUAUGAAU